AUGGCGGAAAAGGAGGGAGAGAAUGAAUUUGUAAAAGAUCCCUGCUCAAUUAGUCCGCGAAAAUUGAACCCUCAGAAUAUCGCAGUUCGUCUUAGAAGAAGAGAAACUCUGGGAUGUUUAUAUCCCGGAACUCACGUCCUCGUAGCAAGGCAGUUUUAUCAAAAUGUCUUUCCUAAUUUCACGGUGGUGAAUGUAGAAAAACCACCGUGUUUCCUGAGAAAAUUCAGUCCAGAUGGAAGAUAUUUGGUGGCAUUUAGCGCGGAUCAAACUUCGAUUGAAGUUUAUGAAUAUCAAGGGGCUUCGGCUGCUGCAGAUUUAUUGGAUGGUUGCAAAGGAGAAUUCAUUGGACAAAAAAACGAGGAAAAGACUUUUCAUAUCAGAAGGGACAUUUUCAGGAGGUUUUUUAAGCCUAAAUGGAUUGUAAAUGUUGUACAAAGUAACGAACAAUUAAAUAGGGAAUGUAGUUUAUUUACUGAAGAUGGACGAUACCUUAUUGUUGGUUCAGCUGCUCAUAUUCCCGAUGAGCUUAGACCACAUUUUUAUCAGAUAUAUUCAAAUAACGAAGCGCUUACGCCAAAUCCUAGAUCCCCUCUCGAAGAUUAUAGUUUACAUCUAGUUGAUUUGCGCUGUGGGAAACUGUGUGAUACGAGACAUUUUAAGGCUGACAAAAUUUAUUUGUCCCAUAAUCAAGGCCUUUACUUAUACAAAGAUAUCUUAGCAGUGUUAUCUGUGCAGCAUCAGACGAUACACAUAUUUCAAAUUCUCGAUGGAAUGUUUAUAAACGUGCGGAUCAUUGGCAGAUUUUGUUUAGAAGACGAAGCGUACUUAGUCACAAGUGCCUGGUAUGGUAUAAAUACUAGACCAUUUAAAGAUUCCACGAUCAAUAGUCUUAAACACAAACUACUGGUUUAUCUUUACAAACGAGCGGAUUGUAUUAGUUACGCCACAAAGAACCCUUAUGAAUUAAGAAGAUUCUAUCAGUAUUUUGAUGUGUACAACGCGAUGCGAAUGUGGAAAAUGCAGUUGCUAGACACAAAUCAUAUACUCGUGAGAUAUUCAACUGAAGAGGUAGCAACAUUGCAAGCAAGUGAACCUAACGCUCAGCCAGCGUUGUUAGUUGUUUACAACAUGGUCACUGCCAAAGUUUUAGCAGCUUACGAUAAUGCUUCUAGACAAUUGUUGACUCAGUUUGAGAACUUUAGUGACUUUUUUAGAAAUGCGAGAAUGAGUUCCGACUGCCAGUACAUGUGUUCACCAUCAAACAAUAUCUAUGCAAGAAUACUGCAGCAAAGAUUCAAACAAACGAUAGUCAGUGCUCGAUAUGGUGGAAUAACCGAAGCUACAAAAAGAUUACUUGCUCAAUUGCCAAUUUGUGCACAGUCUUACUCUAGUUCUCCAUAUCUCGACUUUUCUUUAUUUUCUUACGAUGAAAAAUGGGUGUCGAUGAUGGAACGGCCUAAGGCCUGUGGAGAACAUCCGAUUCGGUUUUACGCCCGCGAUUCCGGACUUCUGAAGUUUCGAAUGUACGCAGGAAUGUUGGGAAGAACGCCACCAGUUGUUGCGAGAAGAUUAGUGGCCUUUACUUUUCAUCCGACGGAUCCUUUCGCAAUAUCCGUUCAGAGAACCAAUGCUGAGUACAUAGUUAGUUUUCACGUACGUCAUGUGUAAAUAAAAGAGAAGUUUUUUACUUCUGAUGACGAAAGACGAUAUUGUCAGAAAUAAUUGGUAAUAUGUGAUACAUGUUUAAUGUGUAUCGAUAUAUUUAAUAAUA
Molecule: messenger RNA, 1771 nt
Organism: Belonocnema kinseyi
Lineage: Eukaryota; Metazoa; Arthropoda; Insecta; Hymenoptera; Cynipidae
Gene: abo
Product: DET1 homolog
Exons: 8
Coding region: 1-1668 (555 amino acids)
Biological process (GO): protein ubiquitination; positive regulation of proteasomal ubiquitin-dependent protein catabolic process
Cellular component (GO): cullin-RING ubiquitin ligase complex; nucleus
Molecular function (GO): ubiquitin-like ligase-substrate adaptor activity; ubiquitin protein ligase binding
Source: RefSeq, a predicted model, not a curated record